AGAGAGAGAAAGAGGGAGCCUGGGACUUCCACUCGUGCGUGAGGGCGAGCGGAGCCUGAGACGAGAAAGAGAGAGAGGGAGAGAGCGCGAGAGCGAGCAGAGAGGCCUGACAAGAUGGCCAGGCUGCCCCGCAGGAUCAUCAAGGAAACCCAGCGUUUGCUGGCAGAACCUGUUCCUGGUAUUAAAGCAGAACCAGAUAAGAGCAACGCCCACUAUUUUCAUGUGGUCAUUGCUGGCCUUCAGGAUUCCCCCUUUGAGGGAGGGACUUUUAAACUUGAACUAUUCCUUCCGGAAGAAUACCCAAUGGCAGCCCCUAAAGUACGUUUCUUGACCAAAAUUUAUCAUCCUAAUGUAGACAAGUUGGGAAGAAUAUGUUUAGAUAUUUUGAAAGAUAAAGGGUCCCCAGCACUGCAGAUCUGCACAGUUCUGCUAUCGAUCCAGGCUUUGUUAAGUGCUCCCAACCCAGACGAUCCACUAGCAAAUGACGUAGCGGAGCAGUGGAAGACGAACGAAGCCCAAGCCAUAGAGAUAGCUAGAGCACGGACUAGGCUAUAUGCCAUGAAUAAUAUUUAAAUGGAUCUGAUCAUCACAUGUGCAUCACUUCUCCUGUUUUGCCAAGACUUCUUCGGGUUUUUUUUUUUUUUUUUUUUUUUGCAUUUAAUGGACAGUCUUA
This is a messenger RNA of Erinaceus europaeus (western European hedgehog), 673 nucleotides long. RefSeq names its product ubiquitin-conjugating enzyme E2 N-like. Lineage: Eukaryota; Metazoa; Chordata; Mammalia; Eulipotyphla; Erinaceidae. Bases 115 to 573 code for a protein of 152 amino acids. The transcript has a single exon. The record is from RefSeq and is a predicted model, not a curated record. Gene Ontology annotation, biological process: protein K63-linked ubiquitination; DNA damage tolerance. Gene Ontology annotation, cellular component: nucleus. Gene Ontology annotation, molecular function: ubiquitin conjugating enzyme activity.